AUGAAUUUAUUUUUGCUGCUUCUCGCUUUUUAUGAGAUUGCUGAUGGCGUUGAACGAGAACCGAGAUUCGGAUACGAUCUCGCAAAAGACCUGUACAGCAAUUUCUGUCAGCGAAUCUGUGGUUCUAAAAAUCGACAAUUUUUGCAGUCAGAACUAAUUUGCUCUAUAAAAUGUCCGAAUUUUAAUAUCCAGGGACCCGGAACUGUCAGUACUAAUAAACCGGAAGAAACGACAACAAAUAAGCCGGAACAAACGACAACAAAGUUGCCACCGAAAGAAGAACUGAAACCGUCUGUUGCUGAUAAAAUUGAUGAAUCAAAGCCAGAAAAAAAAGACAAAAAUAAAGAAGAGUUAAGUUUUGAAGAUUCAUUAGAAUUUCAUCCGACAAGAAAUGGAAACCGCAGAAAAAUAGGAUAACUUUUACUUAAAACUGAUUUAAA
Messenger RNA from Cotesia congregata, 440 nucleotides. The record is from the annotation of a GenBank genome assembly. NCBI's taxonomy places the organism in Eukaryota, Metazoa, Arthropoda, Insecta, Hymenoptera, Braconidae.